Molecule: messenger RNA, 1618 nt
Organism: Humulus lupulus (European hop)
Lineage: Eukaryota; Viridiplantae; Streptophyta; Magnoliopsida; Rosales; Cannabaceae
Product: pyruvate kinase isozyme G, chloroplastic-like
Exons: 7
Coding region: 428-1132 (234 amino acids)
Biological process (GO): glycolytic process
Cellular component (GO): cytoplasm; chloroplast stroma
Molecular function (GO): potassium ion binding; pyruvate kinase activity; magnesium ion binding
Source: RefSeq, a predicted model, not a curated record
AAGUCGAUUUCUUUGCGGUCUCUUUUGAAAAAGAUGCUAGAGUGGUUCAUGAGUUGAAAGAUUAUCUUAAAAGUUGCAAUGCAGACAUUCACGUGAUUGUAAAAAUUGAAAGUGCAGACUCUAUCCCAAAUCUUCAUUCAAUUAUUCCCGCAUCUGAUGGGGUUAGUUCCAGUGUCUCUUUGUGAAUCAGUGGUCACUUAUUUAGUCAUAGAUUAUAUCUUUAGUACACCUAUCCACCCUUCAGUGAUCAUUGUUGGUACCAUACCCCCUCUCUCUCUCUCUCAUUAUUUUAUUCAAAACAUUAUCCAAAUCAUUGAGAAGGAUAAGGAAUUACAGAAAAAGAGCUAAACCACAUGUUCUGUUAUGCUAAAGAAUAGAAGAAUUCAUAUCUUUUUAUUCAUCAUAUUAACAAGUUUAUUACUAGGCAAUGGUUGCUUGUGGGGACCUUGGAGCUGAAAUUCCGAUUGAGGAUGUUCCUCUGUUACAGAAGGACAUAAUUAGAAGGUGUCAGAGAAUGCAGAAACCAGUUAUUGUAGCAACAAACAUGCUGGAGAGCAUGAUUAAUCAUCCUACGCAACCAAGGGCAGAAGUCUCUGACAUUGCACUUGCAGUACGGGAAGGUGCUGAUGCGGUCAUGCUUUCUGGAGAAACUGCCCACGGAAAUUAUUCUCUAGGUAAAGUAAUGCAAACUGUGGCAUUGAGGACUGAGUUAAGUCUACAAAUUAGCACUGCUCCUCCAAAUCUAUUGAGUACAUAUAAGAGCAACAUGGGUGAAAUGUUUGCUUUUCAUGCCACAACAAUGGCAAACACUCUUAAUACGCCAAUUAUUGUUUUCACAAGAACAAGAUCUAUGGCUGUACUCCUAAGUCAUUAUCGGCCUUACUCAACAAUAUUUGCCUUCACAAAUGAAGAAAGGAUUAAGCAGAGGCUGGUGCUUUAUCAUGGUGUUCUACCUAUAUAUAUGGAAUUCUCAAAUGACGCUGAAGAAACCUUCUCUAGAGUACUCAAGCUCUUACUGGAUAGGGGUCAUUUGAAAGAGGGAGAGGAUGUCACACUUGUCCAAAGUGGUGCGCAACCAAUAUGGCGUUCAGAAUCUACUCAUCACAUUCAACUGCGCAGGGUCCAGAGUUGAUUUUGUCACACUUGCAGAGUGUUCCUGUACAAACUGGGCAAACACCACCCAUUUUGUAGUAUUUUUGUACUCUCUUGACCAGAGGAAAGCUUAAUUCUUUCGAGUCAUUGGAACUAUCACGUCUUGUUGUGAACCAGAACAAGAAUAAUUUGUUGGAAAAUUGGCUAGCAGAAGACAAAUUAGAAUGCAGUAAGGAGCUAGGAGAUCUUGUGAAGGUUAGCAUUAUGGAAUUUGUUAAUUACACAGUCCUGUGUUUCUUUUCUCUUGGCAAUAAUUUAGUUGUUUACUUCAAAUAAUGCCUGUGUCAUGUUUUUUAUGGUAUCUCUUAGUUUCUUUUUAAUUAUUUAAUUAUUUAGGUUUCUUCCUCCAGUAAUGGAUGUGAGAUUCUAACUAGUCUAGUAUUGGUUAUCUGAAAAUCUCAUCUUCUCAAGCUUCGGUUUUUUUUAAUUCAUUUUGGUAUCUUAGUAGUGAUUUUAUUUCUGCUAU